CACUGCAUUUCUGCAUCAUCAACAGCCACUAUGGUAUCCACAGUUUCACUUAGAGCACUCCUCUUGCUUGUUCUUUUGACUCAAAGUGCUGAGCAACAGACUGUGGACAUUCAAACUCUUGGCCGUAUUAUAAGCUUCUUUGAUCAGAACUAUCAGACUUUCAGUGUGGAAAACCACCCAAAGCAGUACGCCGUCGCCAUCAAUGUAGAUGAGACUCAAUGUAAAGGGAAUUUUAAGCCUUCACAGAACAACUUCCUGAAUAAAGAGAGUCCAGAUGUGAAAACAUCACGUCCACUUUAUACAGGUCAAGAGCUUAUUGUAGCAGGUGUUAAAAAUAUGCAGGGAUUCAGUAUACAUGCAGAGCGUCUCUUACUCACUUCCACUGAAAACCUUCAAACAACACCCAUGCAAGACCUGUUAAAUAAAAGAAAAGAGCAAAGCUGUACUAUCUUCUACAGCUACAAAUCUCCCUGUGUUAAAUCAUGCCUUAACGAGUCGAGCGAUUAUAACAUUCUGGCUGGCCUGGAGAACUGGAGCAAGCACAGUUCAAUGAAAGCCUUUGUCUUUAAGGAUAUAUUUUGGAAUGAGAAAAAUUCAGAAGUACUUCAAAUGAACUUCAAGAAGAUUGUGGCUCAUGUUCCUCUCUACCGCUGUGUGACUGAGAAUGAGUGUUAUGCUUGUAAAGGUGAAGGAAACACUGCUAUAGAUCAGCAAUGUCUAAACCAAGCAUGAUAAGAUUAGGGCCGUUUUACUUU
Cyprinus carpio (common carp) is the source of this 755-nucleotide messenger RNA. RefSeq lists its product as uncharacterized. The record is from RefSeq and is a predicted model, not a curated record. Lineage: Eukaryota; Metazoa; Chordata; Actinopteri; Cypriniformes; Cyprinidae. Bases 31 to 732 code for a protein of 233 amino acids. The transcript is spliced from 3 exons.